Messenger RNA from Procambarus clarkii (red swamp crayfish), 2795 nucleotides. Its product is annotated as multiple PDZ domain protein. NCBI's taxonomy places the organism in Eukaryota, Metazoa, Arthropoda, Malacostraca, Decapoda, Cambaridae. Gene Ontology annotation, molecular function: protein binding. The record is from RefSeq and is a predicted model, not a curated record.
UGACGCGUGACCGUGGUGGGGAGUGGUGUGCGUGGCCUCGGUCUGCCGGCACCUCUGUGAGACCCGGACAGCGUUGGUGUGACCUAUUGAAGCCCAGGUGGUGGGAUAUCGCCUUACCUGGGAUGCUGCUGCAGGUAGCCCCAGCCACCAUGGAUGCGCGACGCCCCUCUUGACUGGGCAAGAUGUCGCUGUUCGGAUUCUCAACAUGGGGGAAGAAGAUGGGCAAGAAACUGGAGCAGCUGACACGGGGAGAGAGCAAGGAGCACAUCCACUUCCCCCUGGGGUCCACUCGCACUCGCCGCAGGAACUGGCGACCUAACAAGGAUGUAGAGACGCUGCCGGUGUCCCCGAAGGAGGCCAAGACCGCCCCGCCCCGCCAGCCUCGCAGGGCUAAAGUGGACCGCGUCGAGAGCAUCCGUAAUCUCUUCCGUCGUUCUCGUAGCUGGGACUCCGCGAAAGACCUGGAGGAUCUACCGGUAACGAGAACCACUAAGUCAUCGGACUCGAGUGUUGACGGCGCGAAGGGUCUCGCUCGAGACUCCGAUAAUGUGUAUGAGUCUCUCAAGGAUGUGGACAGUGGACCAGUGGGUAUGAAAUCUACAACGUUGUUUAGAAGCGCAUCCACGUCCCAUCUGCCAGGUUGCGAGGUGGGUGUGGGCGUGGAGAGUGUGGGCGCGGGGGAGGCGCGGACAGAGGGCGCCGAGGAGGUCGGGGAGGGCGAGUGUGAAGGAAAGACGAGCGAAGGCGAGAAGUCUACCAAGAAGGGUCAAUUUCCGUAUGCGUUCCUGAGAUCCAGACUGACCUCGGUCGCGGAGGAGCAAGCGACCGCUAGGGAAGAGUGUGGUGACAGCGGACGGGGCACCGGCAGCCACUGCGGCAGCAUUUCUGAUGUCAGAACUUCUUAUUCGGAGACAUCCGACUCUAAGUCUUCCUUUUCAGAAAAUUCGGACACAAAGUCGUCUUGUUCGGACUCGUCAGAUAAUAAAUGGGUUCGUGAGGAGGACGAGGAGGAGGAUGGCGAGGAGACAGUGAGAGGCGAGGAGGCGAGUUCCCGGGUCACCAGGACAGGAGAGGACGCGGGCACCAAAUCCUCCGCCAGGGACGUUGUCUCUCCCAUCCCCGCACCAACUGGUUUCGGUGACGGUGAUUUCGUAGUGACUGUGCGUGUACAGGCGGCGGCAGGGGGCGACGCGCGAACCUCCACCGUAUAUAUUGAGCGCGAGUCUGACGAAGUCACCUGUGAACAUGUCUCUAGGAAAUCCUUACUGCUAAAACAAACGGAAAACAAAUUAGGUGGUAGCAUUAAAGCUGCUGUUAACCUGGCAGUGUUGACGGACGAGGAGAAGCUCGGAGUGCGGCAGGCUGCGUGUUGCCACCGCUGCUGUGAUCCUCUACACCAGCAAGAAUACGUUCCUUUGCCACCCGUCAGGAGGCGCCAACGAUCCCAGCCCCGCAUUCACACCCGCAUGAGCUACCCGGCGGCCUCCUCCUCCACCGACACCCUCUACGAAGUCAUAUACCCUGCGGACGCCUACUCUAAACGCGCCUCGCUUGAUCUAGAACGCCUAAAUUCCAGAGUAGAACCCAUAGACAGAUGUGAUCAACUAAACCGGUUCGAUCGGCUAGAUCGAGACGACCGUAUCAUUGAGCAUGUACUAGAGACGAGACGCAGGUACUCUCGUUCAGUUUCCUUAGACCGCGCCGAGUCGUGGAGAUGGCGGGAUUCCCUCCAAAGUGACGACUGUGACGCAGAUUCUUUGUACAGUGAGUCUGGGUACCGACGCAGGGCGCCGAGCCUGCCCCGCGCGCCCUCCUCCACCGCCACACUUCCACAGCCGCCACUAAAAAACAAAAGCUUCAGGUUGGUGCGCCUGGUGAAGAACGACUCCGACGAAGGCCUGGGACUCUACAUCUCAGGCCAGAGGGCUCUUGGCUACGCCAUCGCUCACAUCCUGCCUGGCGGGCUCACCGACAGGGAUGGUCGCCUGCAUGUCGGGGACGAGAUCAUCAACGUGAAUGGCCGGCGUCUGCGAGGCGCGAGUCUGGAGGAGGCAAGACACAUCUUGCGACAUACUCCUUCAGAGGUGGACGUUGUGGUGGCACGGGAACCAGAUGCCCCAGCCCAUGAAUCCCUCUAUUCAGACUUUGACGUCGCCUCCAUGGCCAGUGGACGCGUUGAUUCGCGUGUGGAAACCCGCGUAGAUUCCCGGGUUGAUAGCGUGUAUGAGGAGGAAGAGGCAGCCCUGGAGGUCCGCCACCUGGCCCUCUCCUAUCACAAGACUUGUCAACAAUAUAGUCACAGACAGGAUGACGAUGAGCCGGAAGACAACAUAAUGAACCUUCGAGAUUUAAGGGACCAUCUGGAAUCGAGGGAUGUCCCAAGUGAUGUUCGGUGUUGCCCCCGCGACUUUCCCGACUUGCCUUCGGAUAUAUAUUCUGGAGACCUGGCUGAGGCACCGAGUGAGCACUUGUGCGAGUGUGACGUGCACGGGUGUUCACGAGAGCCCCGGGGGAACAGGGACCUCAGAGACCCCAGUAAGCGGCGACGCCUCGACUCCCUGAGAGAGGAAGGCGUAGUCAAAGCCGUCAUGGUCCGCACAGUCUCCGAUUCCUCAUCUGGCUCGACUCCUCCACCAGGUGAGGAUGAACCACGGAGGCUGUUGCCCCUCCUGGAGGAUGGGGUGUUCGAGGAGCGGCCGUCCUCCCAGGCCUCGCAAGUGUCGGCCAGGACGGUCACCUCCAUGGGCUCUGUGGCAUCCAUACAUGGUACAGGGCUCACUGCCAUGUCCAGACAG